Molecule: messenger RNA, 621 nt
Organism: Phyllopteryx taeniolatus (common seadragon)
Lineage: Eukaryota; Metazoa; Chordata; Actinopteri; Syngnathiformes; Syngnathidae
Product: leptin-A-like
Exons: 2
Coding region: 145-621 (158 amino acids)
Source: RefSeq, a predicted model, not a curated record
AAUCAAACCACAUUGCGUCAAUGAGUGGAAGGAAGUGAACAGUUAUGUUGGUUGAGGCGGGGGAAGUACACAAAAGACUUGAAUUCUAACACUGUUGGCAUUUCUCCAGGGAUCCGCAGCAAAAAAAAACCCAAAAAAAACACAAUGGACUGCAUCACCUUAGCCGUCCUGGUGUCCAUCUCGCAAGUGUGGGGUGCGGCCACGGCAGCCCCCAUGCCAGUGAAGUUCAAAGUCAAGUGGAUGUCCGAGCAGCUGGUAUUGAAGCUAAAAAAAAUCCAGGUUCCUGCUGGCAUGACGCUGACGCAGCCGUCCGACCAACUGGACGGGCUCUCCUCAGUGGUGGCGCUCCUGGACGGCUACGGCGAGCUCAUCUCGGACUCUCCGUACCUGUCGCAGGUGAAGACCGAGAUCUCGUCGCUGAAGGGUUCCCUGGCUUCCUUGAAGCAAAGCCGCUGCGGAGGAGAGGCCAAAGCUAACAGGACCUCCGCAGCAGGGGGAGCACUGCAGCGGUUGCAGAGUCAGCGAGGCUUCGUCCUCACCGUCAGCAUGGAGGCGCUGGUCAGAGUCAUGGAGAUCCUCACUCGGUUGCUCUCGAACAUGGAGAACCUGGACAAAUGCUGA